Messenger RNA from Saccoglossus kowalevskii, 12450 nucleotides. Its product is annotated as E3 ubiquitin-protein ligase MYCBP2. Gene Ontology annotation, cellular component: plasma membrane; nucleus. Gene Ontology annotation, molecular function: ubiquitin protein ligase activity. NCBI's taxonomy places the organism in Eukaryota, Metazoa, Hemichordata, Enteropneusta, Harrimaniidae. Gene Ontology annotation, biological process: axon guidance; regulation of synaptic assembly at neuromuscular junction. The record is from RefSeq and is a predicted model, not a curated record.
AAAAAACAAAUGAUUCUGAUUCCGAAGAUGAUGAUGAAGCAGAUAAACUUAAGGAUUCCCACAUGAAAGUACCCAAGAUUGUAGGCAUGGGUAUGUCAGGUGUAUUUGAAUUGAUCAGAGAAACCAAGACAACACAUCCAGUACUAUGUGGAAGAGCUCUGCAGUCGUUGUUAGAUAUCUUACAAGGUCAAACACCAGAAGGGUUAUCUAAGGAACCACCACUAGUUAUAGAUUGUUUAUUUGAAUUACUAAUGGAGUUGACAACGGACAGUGAUACUGGUAAUAGUGUACCCGAUGGUCAUCAGUCACUCUCAUCUCUUGGUUGUUCAUCCUUACUUAGUUUAGUUGUAGCCAGAGGAGACACAGGAAAGCUGCUCACUGCUAUCACUGCAUUAUUGAGGAGCAAUACACAUACAGCCUUACAAGCGAUCAAAAUCCCAUUAGUGCUAGGUGCUCUGCAGAAAAGUGUACAGUCUGUCAUUCUUGGUAAAACUCUUCAUCCAACUUGGUUGUCAUCAGGAGUUACAAAUAAAGCAUUACUGGACUCUUUCAAUAUAUCACAUGUACCCACCGAUGGGAAACAAGAAGGCACUUAUGGUGCCAUAGCUAGUGAUGGCAGUUAUCUUUACAUUCACAAUAGUCUGGGUCUUUUUAAAGUUGGCACUGGAUAUAAUAGUACUAUAAAGGGACAUGUGUACAAAUCACGAAGUGACUUCCACACAGCUGAUCAAGGCUGGUUAAGUUUUGUCAAAGGUUUACUGUUCUAUCAGUAUUUAGGAUCUAGAAUUUUAAUGAACAUUAAUAUUGAAACUUUGGAAGAGGAACGGCCAUAUGAAGUUACAGGGGAAUCCGGUGAUAGCUGUGUAAUGUUCACAAAUGGUGAUACGAUAGGUGAAAUAUCAGCUGGCAAAGAUGAUGGUUUUGUGAUACGAAGUUAUAGUCCGCUUACAUCACCAAUGCCGUGUGUAAAUGAACUACCAUUCAAAUUGGCUAGGAAGUGUUUGCUAGCAUUCGGACAAUCAACUUAUGAUUCACAGAAAGAAAUCCAUACUUUGUGUCUUGGAAUGGAUGAAGAUCCAUUAACAGUGAAUGGAGGCAAAGAUUUCUCACUGAUCAGAACUGCUACUGGCAAGAUGCUGUAUAUUGGUAAACCUGUGAGUCUGGGAUUGAAACAAGGAGGUGGUAUGAGUAACAAAUGGAGUGAGUUACCCAUUACAAAGUCACCUAAGAUUACACAGUGUUCUGUAGGACAUGAAGGCCAACAUUCCAUACUUAUUACUGAUGAUGGUACUGCAUUCUUUGUUGGUACAUCUAAAAGAGGAGAAGAUGGUGACCAAGUGAAAAGUCGAAGACUGCACAAAGUAUCCAAACCCAAGAAGAUCUCCAAAAUGGACGGUAAAUGUGCUGUACAUAGUGCAUGUAAUAAUGGAAGCAGUGCUUUGGUUACAAAACAGGGUGAAAUGUAUAUAUUUGGUAAAGAUAACACAUACGCAGAUCAUUCCACAGGUUUAGUGACUGAUUUAAAAGAUGUUCAGGUAUCCUCAGUAUCACUAGGGAAAGCACAUGCAUGUGUUCUUGCCAGUAACGGAGACGUCUAUACAUUUGGUAUAAACAAUAAAGGACAAUGUGGUAGAGAUUAUGGAGGACCAUCUGUAAAAGAAGGUUUGGCCCAAGCUGCUGCUAUGUCGAUAUCAGUGAAUGAUGAAGACAAUGAGGAGGAUGAAAUAGAUGGAGAAGAGAGUCAUGGAAUGUGUCCAUCAGGAUCCCAUAAAUGGAAACAUGAACAAUGUAUGGUGUGUACAAUAUGUGGUGAAUGUACUGGAUAUGGUCCUAGUUGUAUAAGUACUGGGGGACCAGAUAGAGUAACAGGAGCUUUAUGUGGUUGUGGUACUGGUGAUGCUGGCUGUACUAAGUGUGGAUGCUGUAAAACCUGUGCUGGUGAAGGUCAAGAUAAAGAGUUCUCUGGUGGAUGGUUAGAGGCAUUGGCCCGGCAUGGUGAACUCCUACCGUUGGAUAUUCUAGCCAAGAAACAGAUUGAAGAUAGACGACGGUAUCAACCAAUUGGAUUCCGACAAAUAGGCAAAGUGUUAUUAGAUGCAGACCAAGGUAGUGCUAGUGGUGAUGACAAUAAAGAUCAUGAUAAAGAUCAGAGUAAAACGGUCACUCAUCCACCAAGUAAAAUACUCAUUGGAAUAGGAGAUGUGGCUACUACUCAGAUAUCAUGUGGUUUACAUCAUACUGUGGUUCUCUUGCAAAAUGGGGAUGUGUAUGCGUUUGGGAGUGGACAGUAUGGACAGCUUGGCCAAGGUGAUACGUCAACACGAGGUGCACCAACACUGGUAGUUUUACCUGUUGCAGCCAGUCAUGUAGCUGCUGGUAGUAAUCACACUGUGGUUCUACUGGAGAAUGGACAAGUAUUUACAUUUGGAAGUCAUCAGAAAGGACAGUUGGGGCGUGCUGCACCAGGUGAUGAGCAGUCUUGCAGACACUGGUAUGCAGAGCCGGGUCUUGUACCUGGUAUUGGUGCUCAGUCUGGCAGGAGAGCCACGUGGAUUGGUGCUAGUGGGGAUCAGACAUAUAUGAAAGUAGAUGAAUCGUUGAUCAAUGCCAAUACUUUGGCAAAAUGUAAAGUCUUUUCUAAUCACAAAUCUAUUGGUCUAAUUCCCACUGAUAGUGCAUCCACUGUUAAAUGCCUCAUGAUCAGUGGAUCUGAUGGCAAUUGUAAGAGUUUCUCUGGUCCAGAUCAAGUCACAUUGAAGGAUAGAUGUAUAUGUUUAGAUCCAGUCUACGAUGUGCUAUGGAGUUAUGACCCUUUAACAAGUCAUGUGUGCUGUUACAACGUCCUGACUGGAGAUGCCCAUGACAUUGUGACGAAAGAUAGCAGUGAAAGGCCUAGUAUUUUAAAUUGUGAAUUUACCAUACCAUGCCAGUCGGAUACAUCUACCACAAGGGCACAUUGUGCUUUGAACUUACUUUGCUGCUUAGAUACGUUAACAACAUCACAGGAUGUGGGCAUUGUAGUUGCUGAACAGAGGCAGGAUUUCCAUUCCACUGCCAGAGUAUUUACUAAGGAUGACUUUACUAUUGUCAACCGAUUUGAAAGUCAUGGAGGAGGCUGGGGAUAUUCGGGACAUUCAGUUGAAGCUAUCAGAUUCACUGUAGACUGUGAUGUUGUACUUGGUGGGUUAGGAUUAUUUGGCGGCAGGGGAGAAUACACAGCCAAGAUCAAGGUGUAUGAAUUAGGUGUUGAUGGAGGUGAUCAUGAAAGUGAUGGUGAUCUACUAGCUGAAUCAGAUGAUACUAGUUAUGAAUGUGGAGCAAGAGAGAAAUUUCCAGUUCUGUUUGAUGAACCAGUGCUGCUAUGUGCCAAUAUCUGGUAUGUAGCAUGGGCUAGGGUGUCUGGACCAAGUAGUGAUUGUGGUUCUGGUGGAAUUAUGACUGUGACUUCAGAUGACCAAGUUGUAUUUAGGUUCAAAAGUUCCAAGAAAUCCAAUAAUGGAACCGAUGUGAACGCUGGCCAGAUUCCACAAAUACUAUAUAGGUUACCUUUAGCAGAUACAUCAAGUGGUAGUAAUGUGACCAAAGAAGUAGAACCUAUUCAUAUACUAUCAAGGCAAUUUAGUAGAACAGUGUCAUCAGCGUGUUUUGAUUCGUUACUCAAUCUACUGGAAUGGAGCUGGGCAACAUUCAACAAAUCAUUACUGGAGAUCCAAAGCCUGAAAGGAACCAAUUUAACUGCUGCGUUGUUAGACCUAAAUAGACUAGUCUAUUUGAGUACUGCUAGUCUGCGAUUGCUAAAGAUCUACACAUGUGAAGUGUAUCCAAACGGAAGUAAUGCUAGAACACCACCAGAGACUGAAACCUUAGCAGAUUGUGUUGGCAAAACAAGAACACUACUAUGUAAAAUACUCUCCGAGAAAUCAGUGUAUUCUAUAAAAACCAGAGGAAAAGAUGACGUACAUCAUAACGAUUUAUUGGAUAUGAUUCUGUUGGAAUGCCAUCACACAUUUGUCAAUUGUUUUCAUGCGUUUUAUCCAACAAACCAACUGAAAUGGAUUUGUUUAUGUGAUCUUCUUAGUCAAAUGAAUCCGGAAGAUAAGGCGAUCACAAAUUGUUUCCUUUUAGCCGCAGUCUUAGAGGCGUUAUGUCAUCCAUCAGUUAAACUCACAAAUCUUCUGCCAAUAGUUAGAGAAACUGAAGCUGCAUCGUUAGCUUUACAACGACAACUUAGUAACGAUGAUAAUGCUAGCUGUGCUACAUUAGUUGGUGAACACAUAAGAUAUCCAUUACUUGUAUCAAAUCUGGAAAUGACACUUCAGGUGGAUGGAUGUAGUAGUAUGGGGAAUUUCAGAGAAGUUCUUGCAAAACUCAUGUCCAUUAUAGUGCUUCCUGUUAGACACUCGCUGAAAAAGGAAACUUGUACAAUUCCACCACUACUGGUUUCCAACGCGUGUUCAUUAUUAGCUUGUAUUGUUAGUGAGCUAGCAGCAUCAGCUACUGGAUCCGAGAAUGAUAUUCAGAGUACAGGUCGACCUAUUUUGACCACGCCGACAAGGUUUGCACGUGUAAGCCAGGGUCGUAGCUGGAAUACUGGCAAUGGAUCACCGGAUGCUGUAUGUUUCAGUGUUGAUAGAUCCGGUGUCAUCAUUAUAGGUUUUGGUGUGUUUGGUGGACUUGGACAGUAUGAGUAUGAAUUAGAACUAUUAGAUGAUAUAGAGGGUAGUAGCGAUGGUCAUAACCACAGGUGGAAUUCAUUAGAAAUAAUUAAAGGUACAUAUGGAGCGGAUGACUGUGUCAAUGAUGUUGCUGAAAUAAGAUUUGAAAGACCGGUUCCUAUCAAGGAAGGAGUCAAGUAUGCGGUGAGGCUACGUAAUCAUGGCAACAGGACAUCCAAUGGUGAUGGUGGAUUGGCUCAGAUUAAAGGCCCUGAUGGCAGUACAUUUACAUUUAGUUCCUGUUCUCUCAGUAGUAAUGGUACAAAUCACACGAGAGGACAACUUCCAACAGUAUUAUAUCAAACAACACCAAAUGAAGGAGAGGUUUCGACUCCACACAAUAGUCAAGCAGCAGCUGAGAUGCAAUCAAGGAAUAAUGCUAUUACUAUAACAAGUGCAAUAAUUAAAUCAGCAACUGAUAUAUUGGAAAGAGCACAAUCACACCAAAAUGGUGAUCUUGUUGAACUACUUGGUUCUGUUCAUCUGUUUUCUUCGUUGUUACCAUUAGUGUUAGCUAGUAUUGCACCUGUUGCUUCCACUGAUCCUAGAAGUGCAGUACAAGUGUUAUCAUUGAUAGAAGAAAUUCUACCCAGUGUAGCAGGAGUGAAUCUGCAUAGUGCACCACAACCUACAAGUCCUAGCUCAGUACUUAGUGGACAGCAAUCUGAUUGUAGUACACUGAGUCCUACUGAUAGCCAUGCAAUAACUACAUCUACUCAUUACGCCAUUGUUGAAAGUGAACAUCCAUAUAAACCAGCCUCAGUGACUUCUUAUAAGGUUUCCUUCUCUGAAGCAGUUCAGUGGAUGACACUGGAAUUUGAUCCUCAGUGUGGAACAGCACAGCCAGAAGACAGUGUCAAAUUAUACAUACCUAAUAAAUCAGCUAAAGAUGAUCAGUCAACUGAAAAUCCUCUGAUUCCAGUCUUGAAGAAGUUCUAUGGUGGAUUAAACUGGCCAUCUAUGGCUGUUAUAUUACCAGGUGUGAAAACACUACUUGUGCGUACUGGUUGCUUAUAUUUCUUACAUGUUUGUGUUCUGUGCACAGGUAAUGAAGUUCACUUCACAUUAGAAACUGCCUCUGAUUAUGUAAAAGAUGAGAAGGCAUCGUUUUAUGGUUUUAAAUGUACCGUUAUUGGCUAUGAAUGGGUGUCAGCACCAGAAGAGGGAAUGGCGCAGUUGGAGAAGGAGUUAUCCUACUUGGGAGGUAUGUGUGCCUCAUCCUUGUUGAAGAAAGACUUGAUACUUCCACCAACUACGACUGAAGAAGCAGAGGAAGAUUUGGAUGCUUUGGAAGAAACUAUAUUUAGUAAUCACUCCACUCUACUGAACAAGGCGUUUGCAUUGAGUAGUCCUCUGACUGUGCAUCAAGCAUUAGAUGGUAACAUACCAAUAUGUACACAGUCUAAUGAGAGAGCCUUCCUUAAAGAUUUUGUCUCAUGUAGUUCAGCUACAAGCGGUGGCAGACUGGCAAGAUGGAUCCAACCAGAUUCCUAUGUAGAUCCAAAGCAGUGUGAUAUAUUGUUUGACAAAGACAAUAUUAAGUGUAGCUGGCCUGCUGUUAUAACAUUACAAACAAGAGAUCAGUAUGCAGAUCUUGUACAUGUUCCCAAUCUUAAAGUUGAAGCCAAAGCUGUGCCUGUGAUCAGAAAAGAUAACGCUGAGAGCAACACAAAAUAUCACAAAUCUAAAGGGAAGUCUCUUGAAAAGGAUAUGACCUAUGGUGGACACCCAACGCCGAAAAUAGAUACUCUGUAUGAACCUACUGCCACAAACCAUGUGAACUAUAUCUCUAUCACCAUGAUGAAAGAAUAUGAAAACUAUUCAUUUGAGGAAUUGAGAAUUGCUUCACCUAUUGUUAGAAGACCAGAUGAGAACAUGUUAGUAAGAGCUAAUAAUGAUGGUAGUUAUCAUGCUAAUUGGACUCCGGGAUCAGCUGGAACCUAUGCAGUACAUGUGACAAUUGAUGGAUACCCUAUGGAUGAUGUACCACAGAUUGAAGUUGGUGAACCGCCUCAAGGAGUAACACCCCCUAAUCCAGCUGCAACCAAGAAACCACAUCAACCAAGCAAGGUACGUAAGUAUGUUGCUUCUCACAGUCAGGGUUUACGUAUUCGUACCAGUCCAUCAUUACAAAGUGAGCAGAUUGGUAUUGUUGGCGUCAAUGAUACCAUAACAUUCGUUGAUGAAGUGCACAAUGAAGACGGGGUGUGGCUAAGAUUAAAUUCGGAAACAAUUCAUAAAUAUUGUGGUACUAAUGGAUAUAAAGAAGCAUGGUGUUUAUCUUACAAUCAGCAUCUAGGAAAGACAUUACUUGUACCUGUAGAGUUGAAGAGUUCAGAAGGUAACAUAUGGGUAAAACUUGAUCACGAAAGUAUGCAGCGUUAUUGUGAAAGUACUGAAGGUGAGGCUUGGUCAUUAGCAAGAAACAAAGACGCUAUAUACCUUAUGCAUGAAGCUGAUCUAGAAAUUGAGGAAGAAAAGGCCAAAUUAACAGCACCUUUUGCUUUGGAAUUCACAUCUGGUCGAUCAACUCCACCCAAAGUAGCCGGUUUUGAUUUCAAGAAAGCAGCAGCCACUGCCAGCUCAGGACCAUUGAUGUUUGGUGGACAUGCCAGCAAUGGCCUUAAUGGACCUGUUAUACCAAAUGUGCCUACUUUUGGCAGCCCUAGUAAAAAUGAAAUCAUUCCCGAAAAUCAAACUGGGCCAUUUGUCUUCGGCCAAGCAAAAGGGCCAUCGUUUCCUUUUGGACAAGGCGCUGCAUCAUCAAAUGAAUCGGCAACAGAGCAAGUGGAAAAGAAAUUUGUUGAAAAAAUAAAGGACAGCUUAGAUAAAUCUUCUCAGGGAAUUCGGCUUCUAGAAGACGCUGCUGGUACCCCUUCUUCAUCUGGUCAUGAUAGUCUCAAAGGGCAUUUUAGUAUUGGUAGAUUGGAUGGGCGUUCAUCACCGCAACGGAGCCUAUCACCUAAGACUUUAAGGAAAACUAAAACUGGGAAACGUGAAAGAACAUCAUCACCAGCACCUAAGGAUAAACCUCCAGCAAGAUCACGGUCAGGGUCUUUUAAAGCUAGCGAAAAUCGAUUCAGAGAGUCUUUCAAACAGGCUGUUUCAGCCUCAGUUGCAGAGACUGCAAGAUCUGUGUUUGCUUCUUUUCUAUGGCAUGAAGGAAUUGUCCACGAUGCCAUGGCGUGUGCUUCAUUCUUGAAAUUUCAUCCAGGACUUAGUAAACAGGCUACUAGUUUACCACAACCCACACCUGAACCCGUCCCUACUCAUGAAAAACUGAAGAAUAGGUACUCGGCAGAUUUCAGCCAAAGCAUGCCUGAAUCUGCAAUAGCAUCUCUACAAGACCCAGAACUUUUGGCAAAGCUAUGCAAUGGCAACAAGGAAGUUGAUGGAACUUCAAGUGGUGGAAGUGCCAGUCCAAGAGAAUCACCAAGAAUGAGCACAUCAUCUGAGUCUUCUCCUAGGAAGGGACAUUCAUCACCUAAAAAGGCAUCCAGGGAAGCAUCUCCUAAAACAUUGUCCAGGGACUCCUCUCCAAAGAGGUCUAUUGACUCCUCGCCCAAGAAGACUCCAUCAGAGUCAAUGUUGAAAGGUUCUCCUAAAAAAAUACAUGUUGGUAUUGUGGCAGAGUCUGAUAAGCAGCCAUCGGAAUCUCCAUUAAGAGGGUCGCCUAAAAAAACGCCUGUGGGUGUAAUUGCUGAGGCUGAUAAGACAAGGUCCCCAAGAAAAUCGCCCAAGCACUCACCAAAAGUUUCUCCGAAAAGUUCUCCAAAACCUUCUCCAAAAUCCUCACCACUGCUUUCGCGAAAGGCUAAACAGUUGACAACGUCUUCCGAUGUUUUUAGUAGUGGAAGAUUGCACACUCCUUCAGUAACUCCAAGAGAGAGGUCGGCCAGUACCUCAAAAACUGAUGGACUAUCCCUUAGGGAUUCACAGACAAUGCAGAAUAACAUUAAAAAAGAUCUUGCUCCUGAGUCAGCACUCCCACCCACAUUAAAACACCUUGUAUCUUUCUGGGAAGACCUCUCCAGUGCUGUUUUAAAUGUGGCUGCUCAGCAGAUUGUUCUCCCAAGUCCAGCUGUUAUUGUGAAAUCAUCAAAAACCAAAAAUGAUAAAAAGGAUAGGGACCGUGACAGGAGUCGUAAAGAUAAGAAAAAACGUGAAAAAGCUCCCUUAGGUAGAGGUAAUCUUUUUGGCGAGGCAGCUGGUGUGCCUAUAGGUGCUGGAGAAAGAGAAUCAGUUUGUGAACUAUGUGAUGGAGUCUUUCCGCAUCCUGUCACGUACCAUAUGAGACAGAACCAUCCCGGGUGUGGCAGGCAUGCUGGAGGACAAGGGUACAAUAGCAGUGGGAAUUUCUGCGGCGGUUGGGCUGGGAACUGCGGAGACGGUGGCAGGGGAGGAAGCAGUUGGUAUUUGAUGUGCGAUCGGUGUAGAGAAAAGUACCUGAAAGAAAAACGUUCUAAUGCCUCAAAAGAAAAAGUCAAGAAACUGAAGAAAAAACCUCCUCCUUUGCGAGUUUCCAAGGUGUUGCCCCCUGUGGAAGCUCAUCACAUUAUGAAAGCCAAUGCUUUAUUUCUGCUUGAUCUUGCCAGUGCUGCCGGACCCUUACUUCCAUCGAGUAGCCCUGUUAAAAAACAAUCCAAAUUUGAUUUGCCAGUCCUAAGUGAAAUGGAUUUACAGACUACGUCAGAAUUUCCUCACUCAGUACCAUUCCAGUUUCUGAAAAUGUUACGUGGUGAACACCAUUCUGAAAUGCUGCCCUUGAUUCUUAGAGAUGUUGAAAUGUUUACACGUGAUGGAAGACUUGAAGCAUCCAUUAAUGCCAGGAAUGACAUGCUUCCUCAGUCAGAUUUGGAUGGCCGUAAAGGUGGUGGGAGUAGUACCAAAGAAAGACCCAAAAGUGCAAUAGAACUAGAUCCUAGACGUAUGCCAUUCCAAAGAUCAAUAUCAAUGACUAAUAAUGUAGAUGAUGAAAGCGCUAAAGUUAUUAUUAAACCAAGAAUCCAGAGGAGGAGAAAUAAUAGUGGUAGUACAACAUCUUUUACAGAAGGGGGAUCGUCUUUGCUAAGACGACCGUCACCAGCAUUAGCAAAACUUGUAGGUGGUGGAAAUAACGAGAAAGCUUUACAGAGACCAGUUAUUUCAUUUAUUAUGCAACGGUACGAUUUAGAAGGUUUAAAAAUUGCGAUGAAGCAAGCUGUAAGAAAAGCGGCAUGUCGUGUACAUGCUAUGCAGGCACUUAAUUGGUUAUUACGUAAUGUUACUCAAGCCACCUGUUUGCAUGAUCUCUUGUGGCAUUUUGUAUCAUCUUUAAUGCCUGUACCACCAGAGAAGGAAGAAGAAACAGCUGAAAACAAUAAGAAAGAUCAACCAGACCCAGAUAAAGACGUUAUAAUGUGUGAUCACCCGUUAGCUGAUAUCACCAUAGGUGGCGAAUCGAUAAAUCCCUUGGGUGUUGCCUUUCAUUCUUUAUUACAAACCAUAUCUGAUAUUAUGAUGUUAUUACCUCAUGGUAGCGCUCUACAAUUAAUGGCUAUCAGAUGUUGGUGUCUACGAUUCCGCCCAUCAGAUCACGUCUUCUUACACCAUUCGCAUGUGUUCAGCAACAUUAGUAAAAUAUUAUCCAAGUCAGAUGAAGGCGAUACCGAUGAUGUAAUGCUCAAUAGUAGUGCUAGUUUUAUUGGUGAGAUUGUACUUCCAUCAGAACAGUCUGUUGUCACAGUAAGUUGUCUCAAAGACCUAACAUCAGUAGCUGAUAUCCAAGUAUCUAGCAGAGCAGCAAUGUUAUCCAGCCUUACAGACAGUUCUACAGAGACAUUCUGGGAAUCCGGUGAUGAAGACAGGAAUAAAACAAAGUCAAUAACAUUGACUUGUAGUGAUGCAAUGGUUCCAGUUGUGAUUGCUGUACAUAUAGAUAAUUCAAGAGAUAUUGGUGGUGUUAAUGAUUCUGAUCUGAGAGAACACAUGGUUGGGAUAUUGUUCAGUCGAAGCAAACUAACUCAUUUACAGAAACAGGUGUGUGCUCACAUAGUGCAAUCUAUCCGUAAAGAAGCCUCGCGAGUCAAAGAAGAAUGGGAAAACAGUUUGCUAAAUAAAGAUGAUAAAGAUAACUGUGUUGUCAUAGCUUUAUCUGAUGCAUACUGUUUUGAAUUAUUGUCUAUGGUUCUUGCUUUGAGUGGAUCCAGUGUUGGUAGGGUGUACAUUGCACAGCAGGUUACACUCAUACAGGAUGUACUCACAUUACUACAUACAGGAUCCCCAAGAGUACAACGACAGGUUGCAUCUAUCUUACGAAGAAUUCUUCCAGAAAUCACGCCACAGCAGUUUGCUAGUAACAUGGGUAUAUCAUCUCUUCCACCAACGGAUAUCAGUAUACUAACACAAUCAAAUAAAUCACAACCUUCAACCGAUGAUUAUGUUGGCAUACUAGAUAUAUUGUUGGCGUGUAUGGCUAAGGCAUUGACAGUACAAGUCAAGGUCAAAGGUGGUAGUGGACCUGCUGGUACACUGGGUGGCAAGGGAGUGUGUACAUUGACAGUAGCAUCUAUGAUGAACCCAAGUGUUGAUGAUAAGCAAAUUAAGAAAACUGAUGAUAAGAGAUGGUGGUUAAAGGGAAGCAUGGCUCAGAAUGUUGGUGAACUUAUUAUUAAACUACUUAAAGACAUGUCUCUUGGUCUGUUCUCAGAAGCUUGGUCACGUGUCACCAAGGGUGCUGUAGCAGAGUUACUAUUAGCUCUCACUAAAUUGGAAGAAGGAAAGAGAUUGCCGACGGAAUGUAUGAAAACACAUACUAUGUGGUUAUCCUUGGCAUCAUUAUGUGUGUUAGAUCAAGAGCAUGUUGAAAGAUUAUCGUCAGGUCAAUGGGUUGGUGGAUCAGAAGGACAACAGAGUAAACAUAAGCCAACAUGUGAUAAUCAUGAUGAUAACGAGACACUAGCUAUCAUAUUAUGCAAUAUGUGUGGUAAUCUGUGUGCGGACUGUGAUAGGUUUUUACAUUUACAUAGAAAGACAAAGUCGCAUCAGAGACAGGUUUUCAAGGAAGAAGAAGAGUCUAUCAAAGUAGAUUUACAUGAAGGUUGUGGUCGAACUAAACUAUUCUGGGUCAUGACAUUAGCUGACUCUAAAACGCUGAAAGCUAUGGUCGAAUUUAAAGAAACUGGUAAAUCAUCCAGUGGUAGUAGUCCUGGAUACUGUCGGUUUUGUAGCAGUGGACACAAUACUGGCUUAUUACCUGUGGGGUAUGUCUGCAGUGAUCCAGAAUGCCAGGAACAUGCCAAACAUGCAUGUAUCAAGACAUUACCAUGUGGUCAUCAAUGUGGAGGUAUUAUCAAUGAAGAUAAGUGUCUACCAUGUUUACAUGGCUGUAAAACAAAGGAUGGUAUCAAACUAAAACAAGAUGGUGAUGAUAUGUGUAUGGUGUGUUUCACAGAAGCUUUAUCCGCUGCACCAGCUGUUCAGGCUUAUUAUGGCGGUGAAGCUCGCUGUGAUCAAGAAGUUGGUGGUGCUGAUGAGUAUGAUCCUUCUGAGUUGGUUUGUGGUGGAUGUUCUGAUGUUUCCAGAGCACAGAUGUGUCCUAAACAUGGUACAGAUUAUCUGGAGUAUAAAUGCCGUUAUUGUUGUUCAGUGGCAGUCUUCUUCUGCUUUGGUACAACUCACUUCUGCAAUGCAUGCCAUGAUGAUUUUCAGAGAGUUACUAGCAUAGCUAAAUCAGACCUCCCACACUGUCCAGCAG